CCAAAAGCAGCAAAGAGCAAAGGAGGGGGGCAGGAGAAAAAAGUCAUCCAUCCUUACAGCAGAAAAGCCGCUCAACUUACAAAAGAAGCACACAAACAAGAAAAAAAGGAAAAGCUGAAAAAUGAAAAGGCCUUCCGUCUCAGUGUUGUAGGUGAAAAACUCCUUUGGUUUCAGAGUCACCUGGAUCCCAACAAACUGGAAUACACAAAAAAAGAAGCCUGUGAAUUAGCAGAAAAGUAUUUGCAUCGAUUCAGUGAUGAGUUGGAGCAGAUCGAUCUGCAUAACAGUAUUAAAGGCAGACAGGCAAGGCAGCACAGUUCCCGAGAAACUGUCAUCAACCAGACUAUGGAACGUGAAAGACUGCUGUAUGAUGGAUAUGGGCUGGAUAUUCCUGACAUUGUGAACUGCAAGCAUCUUAAAACUUUCAGAGAUUGGGAUGGUGACCUGAAAAAGCUGCCAAACAUUAAAAUGAGAAGACUAUCCAGUAGAGAUGCCGUUACUACUAGGAUGGAGAAAGCAUGUGUUGAAGCUGAGAAGGAACCAUGUACAGCAAAGGAUGUACACUAAUGAACAGCUGCUGACAAGAAGAUGAAAGCUGAAGCAGAUUGCUGAGCUACUGUUUUAAUUAACAGCAGGAGCAGUGAAAUGCCAAAAGACCCAGCUCUCUUGCCUAUGCAAAUAGCAUUUGGUCUCAGCCUUCAGUUAUGGUGUGAAACACUGGGACGUUAUGUCACUAUCUUUCAGUUUUUAAUAUAGUUGAGGUUUGUAAAGGUAAUGGAGAAGACUCUUAAAGGCACGCUAGAUGUUAUAGUGGCCUAAUCAAACUUGGAUUUUACCAAAUUUAUACAUGCUUGGUGCGGAGGAAGAAGGAAGCUGGACUCUUCCCCUGCCAAUCUCUCUACCGUCUUCUCCCCCCAACUGAGAGGCAGUUGUGGAAAAUAAGUUUGAGGGGGCAUAUAUGGCUAAAGAAUAGGCUAGCUCCCCCAUUUAUGCCCUACCCCCAUUUUAUUCUAACUGGACAGGUCUACCUCCGUAAUGCCUGGUUUGGCCAUAGUUUUCUCUCUCUCACAAACACACUGAAUCCAUGUUUUUUAAAGAUAACACUCUAAGCUUAUGGAGGUAUAUCAGAGCUGUAACUGGUAUGACAUAGUGGCAUGUGAUACAUGCUUGUCAGUGCCAGAACUGUUGUUCUUUUCUUCACGUUUCCCCAGUAUUUUUUCCAAUCAGCUUUCCUAAGCCAGCUGCAAAAAUGUGUUGAAGGCCAGGAAGGGUAGUAGGUAGCUGUGGCCAGUGCACUUCGAUCAUCUUUCUAACUUCCCUCACACUUCAAUCAGGGCCAAAACCAGACCAGGUACUGGUGUGCUGUGUGUAUAGAGUGCCCAAGUAUUCACAUUUCAUGAUAGGUGGACUUGGCCCAGAUUCAGAUUGGCACUGCAUCUUUUUUCCUAACUGGAACAACCUUGUGGAGUGAUUGUUUACCACAGAAGAGCUAACUUGCAAGUCCUGUACAAGUUUUUUUUUACAAAAACCCGCUUGGUUUUUUAACCCAGACCAUUAAGUCUUCUGUACCAUUUGUGUCAACUAUAUUUUACUAUGCUUCCUGAAUGGAGGAUAAUGCAAGAAAUUAACCUUGAAUAACUGGAUCGAGAAUGGGUGGAAGCAAGUCUGGAAGGAACCUGAAGUAGUUGUUAUAACAUUUGUUCUCAAUUCUUCUACAAUAUAGAAUCUCUCUAGUACCUGCAUAAAUGUUAAUUUUCACCAUAAAUUAAAUGUUUUCUGAUUUUCAGAAUGUAUUUCACCAGCAAGCAAAGUUGUUUUGAAAUGUCAUGUCACUAUUGUGAUAUCAACCAUCAUCUAAAUACUGCUAGAAUCUGAGUAAUACAGCUAAGACCAAAUUGGUGACAUCAGCCAAGGCAGAAAAGGACUAUUUCUUAAAGACACACACACUCCAAAUUAUAUGAAGCAUUUUUGCAGAGUUAUGACUGUCCUUAAAGCAAGUGCACUAAAAUAAAAGACAUUUUUGUGUGUAUGCACCAAAUUAAACCUUGACAUAUUCAAUUGUUUUUGAAAUUAUUCUCAUAUGUAACUGAGAAAUAAAUACCUG
Gekko japonicus is the source of this 2104-nucleotide messenger RNA. RefSeq names its product translation machinery associated 16 homolog (gene TMA16). Lineage: Eukaryota; Metazoa; Chordata; Lepidosauria; Squamata; Gekkonidae. The transcript is spliced from 6 exons. Gene Ontology annotation, cellular component: nucleus. The record is from RefSeq and is a predicted model, not a curated record. The annotation marks the transcript as partial.